CACAGCUUCUGCUAAAACAACCAACAAGCAACAUCGGCUUCGCGUGGCUGAUAUUCGGAUGUAGCCGACGUGGCUUGGUUGUUUAGACCAGACUAUGUGGAUCGACCGAACACUGUGGAACGUCUUCAUCUGGACCUCCAUUAGCAAGCAGCGGAGAUGCUCCGCUGUCUGAAUUUCCCAGAACGAACGUUUGCGCUGCGACCGCGGAAACACGGUAAUUUUCGGGCUCCACACCCGGGCCAAUGAGCCACAGCUCUGAUGUCGCGAUCGAGUUGAGACGUCGUAUAUCACAACGAUUGAGGCAGCUGCUAGGCUAUAAUGGCGAUCCACUAGAAGCACACGAGCCGCAACACCGUCUGUCGCACGCAAGUUGGCUGGCUUCGCUGACGAAUACACCGUGACGCCCGACCUGGCUCCAGAGACCAAGCAGGUACCAAACCAUAUAAGGUGGCAUGGCGAGAUUGCGAUGGAGGAAAUCACCGCUGCAUCCUGACUGAUCAGCCCCUACUGCCAUCAUGAAGGCAUUCACUAUCUCCGCAGCUCUUGGCGCUAUUGCUCUUUGCGAAGCCGCAUACAACACGGUCGAGGUCGACACGCGAUCGCUUGAUGACAUCUACGCCGCCGCCCGCAAGGAGGAAGGCGCACUCCAGGUGUUCUGGGGUGGAGAUGCUGGAAGCCAAGGCGACAGUGUUCGUCAAGCUUGGGCAGAUCGCUUCCCAGAUGUCAAGCUCAACUUGACAGUGGAUCUUUCCAAGUAUCACGACAACCGCAUCGAUCGUGCUCACUUGGAAGGACUUCACGUGGCAGAUGUCGCUGUCCUUCAGACUCUCCACGACUUCCGCAGGUGGAAGAACGGCGGAAAGCUGCUGGACUACAAGCCUGCCACCUUUGAAGACAUCUUGCCAGGUGAGAAAGAUGCAGAUGGUGCCUGGUUCUCGGUGCGCAUAAGCAGCUUCGGAACCUUCCUCUACGAUACCACGAAGCUCAACGCAUCAGACGUGCCCUCUUCCUACGCUGAACUCACGGACAAGAAGUACAAAGGAAAGCUGGUGAUCACCUAUCCCAACGACGACGACGCUAUUGCGUAUCUCUUCUCACUCAUCGUCAGCCGCUAUGGCUUCCAGUGGCUAUACGACCUGGCGGAGAACGACGUGCAAUGGGUCCGCGGCACUGGUAGCCCAUCGGCCAUACUGAGUGCGAGCCACAACACGACUUCGGCCCGCGCGCUGUCCUUCACCUCAUACAGCAGCGGAGCCAGCUUUUUUGCUACAAAGUCGCCUGAAGCACCUGAGCAGAUAAUGUCCUGGGCUCAAUCCGCUGCUAUCAUCGCCAGCUCUCCACGGCCGGAAUCGGCGAAGCUUUUCCUGUCCUACCUUACGAGCCUUGAGCAGCAGAACGCGACUGCGGCUUCCGGAAGACCGACCAUCUUGACCAACCUCAAUGAGCAGUACGGUCUCUCUCCCGACAGCAACAUCGCCCAGGUUUCGGGCUUCCGUGUGUUUGAGCAAGAUCGCAACACGGUGGAGUGGUGGAAGAACCUGUUCGAGGAAGUGCUUGGAAGUGCACAGGGCAAGGGCCCGUUGGAGGUCUACCCGAACCCCUGAAGACGGACCGGCAAGGCAUGAGAGGACUGUGUGAUGAGUAGUAACAUGUACGAAUAGCGGUAUUGCUCGACAGAUCGCCAUUACCAUCGCCAACGCCAAGCUUCUCGGCUGCACUUUCUGCUUUCAUCCAAGCGCCAUAUAGUACCAGAACAUCACACCUUAUCUUGCGAUCAGUAUAGAAGGAGCUACGGACCUUUGAAUUCAACUACACGCUCAUGCACCUGGCCAACUCCGUAUCGGCAUUACGGAGAUCUUCGAACGCCGCUCAUAACUAGGUCAAUCUCCAUCCCGCUGAACCUGUAUCACAACCUCGACUUCACCUUCCCCACACUCCACAAGACUACUCAAGCACACUCGCCACCAUGACCGGCGUUCCAGCCUCAAUCAUCGCCCAACUCGUACGAGAUGCUCAACAAGACCCUCAACUCCCCCGCGCAAACCCCACAGAAGCUUUCUGGCAACUACCACCCUCCGAACUCUCCUCCCACCAAUCCCAAUCCCUCCCCUUCAAAACCACCUACGCCAUAAUCGGCUCCGGCAUAACAGCCUGCAGCGUAGCCAAAAACCUCUUCGAAAACCUCCCCCCAUCAGACUCUUCAUCCCACAUCACAAUCCUCGAAGCCCGCACGCUCUGCAGCGGCGCCACAGGUCGAAAUGGCGGACACUUAGUCUCCCCAUUC
Messenger RNA from Cercospora beticola, 2284 nucleotides. Its product is annotated as ABC transporter substrate-binding protein. Gene Ontology annotation, molecular function: thiamine binding; thiamine pyrophosphate binding. The record is from RefSeq and is a predicted model, not a curated record. Gene Ontology annotation, biological process: thiamine transport. Gene Ontology annotation, cellular component: outer membrane-bounded periplasmic space. NCBI's taxonomy places the organism in Eukaryota, Fungi, Ascomycota, Dothideomycetes, Mycosphaerellales, Mycosphaerellaceae.